Molecule: messenger RNA, 152 nt
Organism: Sphaeroforma arctica JP610
Lineage: Eukaryota; Ichthyosporea; Ichthyophonida
Exons: 1
Source: RefSeq, a predicted model, not a curated record
CUGUUGAGUACAACAAGCGUGACUUGGUUGGUGUCCGGAGAGAUAUACUGCGUGCUGAGAUACGAUCUAGCGAUGACACACGCUACUUGACUCCAGAGGGUGGCCAAGUAGCACUACAAGAAGAAUACAAUAACCUAGGAGAGCUCGAUUAA